Messenger RNA from Schistocerca serialis cubense, 3553 nucleotides. Its product is annotated as Down syndrome cell adhesion molecule-like protein Dscam2. Gene Ontology annotation, cellular component: axon; plasma membrane. The transcript has 18 exons. The record is from RefSeq and is a predicted model, not a curated record. The coding region runs from base 1032 to 3380 and encodes 782 amino acids. Gene Ontology annotation, molecular function: protein binding. Gene Ontology annotation, biological process: axon guidance; cell-cell adhesion. Lineage: Eukaryota; Metazoa; Arthropoda; Insecta; Orthoptera; Acrididae.
CCUAGAUGAAUACUCAAGUACACUGAGUUUCAGCAGUCUGGCUGUAAAACAUAAUGGAAAUUACACCUGCCAAGCUUCAAAUGCUGCUGCAUCCAGGAACUACUCUGUGGAAAUAAUUGUAAAUGUGCCACCUACAUGGAGAGUGGAACCCCAAGAUAUGGAGGUAAUAGCUGGACAACAUGCCAUGCUAGCCUGUGCUGCAGAGGGGUCUCCAGCACCACAUAUUCACUGGAUGAAGGACACGGGUUCCCUGCCUCCUCAGUAUCAGGAACUGAAUAACACAAGGAUGAACUACAAGAUUCUUCACAAUGGAAGCCUUCUGAUCCAUAGUGUUCAACCAGAUGACAGAGGAUAUUACUUGUGCCAGGCAUCAAGUGGCAUUGACUCAGGUCUCAGUAAAGUGGCAUAUCUUUCUGUUCAUGUUCCUGCAAAAUUCUCCACACACUUUACAAAUAUUACAGUACCAAAAGGAAGCACUGCUUUUCUUAACUGCACAGUGGCUGCUGACAAACCAAUAUCCAUUACCUGGUACCAAAAUAAUCGUGAACUUAAACCUAAACAAAAUCCAAAAAUAAAUAUUAAAGAAGAUAAUACAAGCAAAGGAAUAACAUCAACACUCAUAUUCAAACAUGUUCGCAGAGAAGAUACUUCAUCCUUUAUUUGUGUUGCCUCAAAUAAAUAUGGGAAGGAUCAAUUAGAAAUGAAGCUUAUUGUCCAGGAAACUCCAGAACCACCUGCUAAUGUUCAUGUAAAUAACUUCUCAAGCCGAUCAGUCUCCCUCAGUUGGGAGGAGCCAUAUAAUGGAAACAGCAUCAUUGGAGCUUACAUAGUACAGUAUAAGAACACAACAGCAGUGUGUACAUCUGUUAGCAGUUCCUUGGCAUCAGAAUGUUGUCCAGGUUGUAGUUGGAGGAGAUCAGCUGAAUGUUACCAUCAAAGAUCUGAGACCUGCACAUGGUUAUCAGUUCCAAAUCAGAGCAGAAAAUUCUGUUGGUGUGUCCAAUGCAAGUGAAACAGUAACAGUGACUACAAUGGAAGAAAUACCAGAGGCACCGCCGAGGGACAUCAAGGUUAAAGUGAAAGAUUCCAGAACACUUCUUGUGACGUGGAGGCCACCUGACAAAAAUCUACAGAAUGGAGAUAUAUUGGGAUAUUACAUUGGGUAUAAGAUCAGUAGCUCAUCAGAUCCGUUCCACUACAAAACUUUUGAAGUAAUUCCUGGAAUGGAACUACAAAAUACAUUGAAUGAAUUGGAAAAAUUUACAGAGUACAGCAUCUUAAUUCAAGCAUACAACAGAGCUGGUGCUGGCCCACACAGUAAAGAAGUCACUGCUACAACAGAGGAAGAUGUGCCAGGAGCACCACCUACUGAUGUUAGGUGCACAGCAUUGUCUCCACAGAGAAUUUUAGUACUGUGGUCAAGUCCUCCAGAAUCUGCUAUUAACGGAAUGCUGAAGGGUUACAAAGUACUCUACCGCUCACUGGCAGACUGGGAUGAUUUCUCACAUCCCAUGGAGCAAGUAACCAGAGACAAUAAAUUGGAGUUAUCUAAUCUUGGUCAGUUUUGUAACUACAGUAUAGAAGUGUGUGCAUUUACCAACAAAGGUGAUGGUGUUAAAAGCCAGCCAAUAUUUUGUAGGACAUUGGAGGAUGUACCCAGUGAACCUGCAGACAUAAAGGCUCUUAUCAUGGAUUCAAGAACAGUUUUAGUCUCUUGGAGACCUCCACAAUACCCAAAUGGCAGAAUACAGAAGUACAAAGUAUAUGUGAGAUCACUGGAUGGAAUAGGUUUGGACAAGGACAACUUUGAAAUCCCUGCAGAACAGACAUUUUACACCAUCUCUCAUUUGGAGCUGCACCAUCGUUAUGAAUUCUGGGUGUCAGCAUUUACAGCAGUAGGAGAAGGUGCUGGAUCCAGACAUAUUGUGCAGGCUCCAGCAAGUCAUGUACCUGCACGAAUAGCAUCUUUCACACAACAGGUGAUAGCUGUACUUCAUGAAGACUUGCACCUCUCUUGCCACUCUGUUGGAGAACCUGCACCACUUCGCCUCUGGAGAAAGAAUGAAAAACCAGUACAAGGCAGCAGUGUGAAAAUUAAUGACGAAUGGCAGCUUUACAUCAGUCCAGUUACAGCUUUACAUGCUGGGAAUUACACAUGCUCUGUGGAAAACAUAUUUGGGAAAGAUGAGAUUACAUAUUAUGUGACAGUUCAAGGAAACAGAAAUAAGGGAAUUCCUCCCACACCAGGUGAUCUGCAAGUUACUUCCGCAAGCAUUUCAAGCAUUCUGCUUCAGUGGAACAUCUCUUUGGCAAUUAAUAACGUUAUUCAAGGGUUUUAUUUGCAUCUCAAAAGGGAAUUUGGAGAAUGGGAAAAAAUAGUAUUAACAGCAGAUGAUAUGAGUUAUUUAUUGAGUAAUCUUCAAUGUGGGACCAGAUACUAUUUGUAUUUGCAAACCUUCAACCAACUGGGGCAAAGUUCACCUACACCCACAAUCGUGACACGCACUCAAGGCUCAGCUCCAGUGGCUCCAAGCAGUGCAGAUUUGAUAAAAGUAAACUCUACCUCAAUAUCUUUGAACUUGAGUUCUUGGAGUGAUGGUGGAUGUCCAAUAACAUCACUUGUUGUGGAGUAUAAACAAAAGAAAGCAAUAGCAUGGACACUUGUUUCAAACAAUAUCAAAGUAGGAAAACCAGAAUUCUUGGUGCUGGACCUGGAUCCAGAAACCUGGUAUACAUUACGCAUUACAGCUCAUAAUAGUGCUGGAUCAACUGCAAAGGAAUAUAACUUUGUAACACUUACAUAUGGAGGAGCCACAAUUUCACCUGAUGCUGCAGAGCGUUCAAUAUCUGGGGGCAAAAUGUUCUAUAGUGAUCUUGGAAUUAUAGGACCAACAGCAUCAGCUGUUAUAGUUCUUCUAGCAGCUGCCACUGGCCUUUUAUUGUACCUCAGAAAAAAUCAAGAGAUGUUGUCGUCAAAACCAUUUGGAGAUAAGCCAUUGGAGGACUUAAUGUCAGGAGCAGAUAAGAAGACUGUUGCACCCAUUUAUGACAGUGAUGAUGGUCUGGUGGCACUAAGUCCAACACCACAGGAGUCCGUGUACCUGCCUACACCAGUGAGAGUUUCACCUGCCCACAGGAAAGGCAUAAGCCCCUACGCAACAUUUCGAGUUCCUUUAGAAGUAUCAAUGAAAAAUGCUGAAAAUAUUGAGUCAUGUGUGUCAUCUGGACCUGUUCGGUACCCUGGGAACAUUAAGAUUUCAGAAAUGCCUGACAGUUGCACAGAAUCAACAUAUUCAAAAAUCCAGGGGAAUUCACAACAUAGUAAUGAAGGAACUGAGUGGAUACCACUUCAUAACUUGUAUCAGGUUCAUCGAUACUAAUGACUUCUCAGUAUCAGAAAGCAUUACAUGUUAUUGCCACUAAAGGCACUUGCUACACAAUUUAAUGAGUGCCUUUCCAUAAAUAAUAUUUUUAAUCAGUUGAGUGUUGUAAUUAAGGUACUGUAUGAUACUGUUUCCCCAUCUCAGGUAAAAUGAAUAUUUCAGUAAACUGU